Molecule: messenger RNA, 768 nt
Organism: Lachancea nothofagi CBS 11611
Lineage: Eukaryota; Fungi; Ascomycota; Saccharomycetes; Saccharomycetales; Saccharomycetaceae
Source: the annotation of a GenBank genome assembly
AUGCUUAGGGGGAUCGCAAGACGAACAAUGACGGACAUUAGACAAAAACAGUUAAUUAACAGCUAUGAGGCUGUCAAGAGCGAGGUGAUGGCAUACGCAGAAUCAAAAGGAAAAAGCGACGUUUUUUUGCUACCAGUCUCAAAGUUGAAGCCAGCUAGCGAUGUGCAGCUCCUCUACGACCAUGGCGUGCGUAGCUUUGGCGAAAACUACGUUCAGGAACUCAUCCAUAAGGCAUCUGUUUUGCCCCAAGACAUCAGGUGGCACUUUAUCGGUGGUCUGCAAACCAACAAGUGUAAAGACCUUGCCAAGAUACCUAACCUGUAUGCUGUUGAGACCAUUGACUCCCUUAAAAAAGCUGUUAAGCUUAACGAGGCUCGGGCCAAAUUUCAGCCCACCGCUGGAAAAAUCUUGUGCAAUGUUCAAAUAAACACAUCUGACGAAGCUCAAAAAGCAGGGCUCUUUUCUGACAAUGACAUAUUAGAGGUAGUGCAGUUUUUCUUAUCUCCUGAAGCCACGCACGUCGAGCUCGGCGGCCUAAUGACCAUAGGUUCUUGGGACGUCUCACACGCAGAAAGUGAGGAGAAUCGCGAUUUUGCUGUCCUUGCUCACUGGAAACAGGUUUUGGACGCUAAAUUCAGCUUGAAUUUGAAGUUGUCAAUGGGCAUGAGCUCCGACUUCAAACAGGCCAUCAAUCAAGGCACCUCCCAAGUCAGAAUUGGAACUGAUAUUUUUGGAGCUCGGCCUUCAAAGGCAGAGAUGCGCGCUUAA